This is a messenger RNA of Neolamprologus brichardi, 1013 nucleotides long. The record is from RefSeq and is a predicted model, not a curated record. Lineage: Eukaryota; Metazoa; Chordata; Actinopteri; Cichliformes; Cichlidae.
CAGCUCUCGUUUGAGGACAAAACCUGUACGGGGUUAUCUGUGGAACUAUUGCUCAUCGUGAGAAAAUGGUCUAUCCGUCGGAUUAUUUGCCCCACUUUCAACCACGAGAUGGUGAUAAUCUACACACUCAGGAGAGCGGUGAUGCAGGUCUCUCUUCUGACAUGGUGCACAAGUUUUGUUACAAGUAUGAAGAAAGUGCCCUGCCUGUAACUGACACAGGGAGUUGUGUGAGGCCCAUUCCUCACAUGAAGCAGUUCCCCAUGUUGACAAAAAGCAAGCCACACCCAUACCCGCCUGAGUCAAGACCUAUGACAGAGGGAUUCUUAAUCAAGUCCAGUUUGGCUGGGAUGCAAAGUGAGCCGCAAAAUAACUUCAAUUGCCAGACAUACACAGAUCGUGAAGAUAAUAGCAAGGGAGAGGAAGUAGUCAAGCCUUUACCCGGAACAUCAGCCAUUACAGAGGCACUCAUGGAAGAUGUAGAAAAUAAGGGUAACAUCAUGGAUGCCAACACAGACGCCAAAGAAAACCCAGGAAGCGCCGCACCAGUGGAAGAAGUGACGGACCAAAACCGCUACAAGAAAAGAGCUGUUGGGAAAAAAUGGAAAGUCUACAAUCUCUGUGUGGUGGCAGUUCUAAUCAUAAACUUUCCUGCCUGUAAUGGAUCUAAUGAUGGGCUAAACUGUGUGGUCUGCAAGGAUCAGGACAAGUGCUCCAACCUCAACACAAUAUAUGACGAAUGUGACAAUAUCCUGUACCAGAGAGACAAGAGAGAGAAAGCUUUCCCAGAAUGCUCUCAAAUACCACCGCCUGUGCCUAAGACUCCUAAAACCUGCACAAUAUGCCAGUCCAAUUUUGUCUUCAUUACCUGCUCAAACGACACUAAUGAAAUCCAACCAGAAGCAAAGGGAUCACUCAUUCAAGACAUCCAUAAAACAUGCAUGCAGUAUAAGACUUCUGACCCGAUGCCCAGCAGAGGGACUUCCCAUUACAGUAUGUACUUUAUUUUCACAUAG